GAACAUGCUCUAAUGGUCCUUCUUUGGUUCUUGCAGCUUGAUCCAGAGAACACUGGUUUCAUUGCUGUGGAGCACUUUUCCAAUCUGCUUCAGAGCCAUGAACUACAACUGGACCCCACCAAACUCGAAAUGCUUUUCGCUCUUGUGCAGAGCAAUGAACAGGGCCAGAUCUGCUACCACGAGCUCGUCAACCUGAUGAGCAGCAAGCGCUCGAGCAGCUUCCGGCGAGCGAUUUCCAAUGGGCACAGGAACCUGCCGCGUGAAUUCCUGCUGGAUGAGCCUGGGCUAACCUUCUACAAACGUUUGGUGAGGCAUGUCGCAUAUGAGAUCCUGCCCUGUGAGGUGGACAGGCGCUGGUACUACAGCCAGUACCGUGGCUGCCCCCCACCUCUCUUCAUGACAAUCCUCACAAUCAUUCAGAUUGUUAUAUUCAUCUGCUAUGGAGCCAUGCUAAAUAAGUGGGUUUUACAGACCUAUCAUCCAGACUACAUGAAGAGUCCUCUGGUGUAUCAUCCUGGACACAGGGCUCAUGUCUGGAGGUUCUUCACCUAUAUGUUUAUGCACGCUGGGUUGGAACAACUGGGGUUCAAUGCUUUCUUGCAGCUGAUGAUUGGAGUGCCCCUGGAGAUGGUCCAUGGGAUUAUGCGCAUUGGCCUGCUGUACCUGGCAGGUGUUCUUGCAGGCUCCCUGACUGUUUCAGUCACUGACAUGCGGGCACCUGUGGUUGGAGCCUCUGGUGGUGUCUACGCUCUCUGCUCCGCACACUUGGCCAAUGUUGUCAUGAAUUGGGCUGGAAUGAGGUGUCCCUAUAAACUACUUCGAAUGAUCUUGGCCCUUGUCUGCAUGAGCUCUGAGGUUGGCCGUGCAGUAUGGCUCCGUUUCUCCCCUCCACUUCCUUCUUCUGGUCCCCAGCCCAGCUUCAUGGCACAUCUGGCUGGUGCAGUGGUGGGAAUCAGUAUGGGACUCAUCAUCCUGCGCAGCUAUGAGGAGAAUCUCCACCAGCAGUGUGCCUGGUGGGUCAUGGUCUUCUCGUACGCUAUCUUUGUCACGUUUGCAAUCUUCUGGAACAUUUUUGCAUAUGACCUCCUGGGUGUGCAGAUCCCACCCCCCCCGUAG
Messenger RNA from Hemiscyllium ocellatum (epaulette shark), 1116 nucleotides. Its product is annotated as rhomboid-related protein 1-like. The record is from RefSeq and is a predicted model, not a curated record. The coding region runs from base 13 to 1116 and encodes 367 amino acids. Lineage: Eukaryota; Metazoa; Chordata; Chondrichthyes; Orectolobiformes; Hemiscylliidae. The transcript is spliced from 7 exons. Gene Ontology annotation, molecular function: serine-type endopeptidase activity. Gene Ontology annotation, cellular component: membrane.